AUGUCACAAGCCGAGGAACCGAUGGACACAGCAGAUGUGGGUGAUACUUCUAAUAGCUCGUCAAGUGACACACCAUCCUCGAGGGGCAAGGAAGGCGACUUUGAAAGUAAAAUUGAAACUGAUCGUGCCAAGAGAUUUGAUUUUUUACUUAAACAAACGGAAAUCUUUUCUCAUUUUAUGACAAAUACUCCCAAAUCUGGUAGUAGUCCUCCGAAACCUAAAGCUGGAAGACCACGAAAGAUCAAAGAACCAGAGCCUAGUGGUCCGGGGGAUCAUCGCCAUCGAAAGACAGAACAAGAAGAAGAUGAAGAAUUGCUUGCUGAAACAAAUAUUAAACAGAAGACAAUAUUUCGCUUUGAUGCAUCUCCACAUUAUGUUAAGAAUGGAGAAAUGCGAGAUUACCAAGUACGAGGAUUAAAUUGGAUGAUUUCUUUAUAUGAAAAUGGAAUAAAUGGAAUAUUAGCUGAUGAAAUGGGUCUUGGAAAGACAUUGCAAACUAUUUCACUAUUGGGUUAUAUGAAACAUUUUAAGAAUGUUCCUGGUCCACACAUAGUCAUUGUGCCAAAAUCUACUCUUACAAACUGGAUGAAUGAGUUUAAGAAAUGGUGUCCAUCUUUAAGAGCAGUCUGUCUUAUUGGAGAUCAAGAAACAAGGAACAUAUUUAUAAGGGAAACUCUAAUGCCUGGCAAUUGGGAUGUUUGUAUUACAUCUUAUGAAAUGAUUAUAAGGGAGAAGUCAGUAUUUAAGAAGUUCAACUGGCGGUACAUGGUUAUAGACGAAGCUCAUCGUAUCAAAAAUGAAAAAUCCAAAUUGUCGGAACUAUUGCGUGAGUUUAAAAGCAUGAAUAGGCUUUUACUGACUGGAACUCCACUGCAGAACAAUCUCCAUGAAUUAUGGGCCCUACUUAACUUUCUUUUGCCUGAUGUAUUCAAUAGUUCGGAUGAUUUUGAUGCAUGGUUUAACACAAAUGCAGCUUUAGGUGACAAUCAAUUAGUGUCUCGACUGCAUGCUGUUUUGAGGCCUUUCUUACUAAGACGUCUAAAGUCUGAAGUAGAGAAAAAGCUAAAGCCCAAGAAGGAACUGAAAGUGUAUGUUGGACUUAGCAAAAUGCAAAGAGAGUGGUACACGAAAGUACUAAUGAAGGAUAUUGACGUUGUGAAUGGAGCGGGUAAAGUAGAGAAGAUGCGAUUGCAAAACAUAUUGAUGCAGUUGCGUAAAUGUUGCAACCACCCAUACCUGUUCGACGGCGCCGAGCCCGGCCCGCCAUACACCACGGACGAGCAUUUAGUAUACAACUGCGGGAAGCUUGCCAUCCUAGAUAAACUCCUGCCCAAACUGCAGGAACAAGAGUCCAGGGUACUGAUCUUCUCACAGAUGACAAGGAUGCUGGACAUCCUGGAGGACUAUUGCUUAUGGCGGCAGUAUAAAUAUUGUCGUCUAGAUGGUCAGACACCACACGAAGAUAGAAACAGGCAAAUAGAAGAAUACAAUGCCGAGGGAAGUGAAAAAUUUGUAUUCAUGUUGUCAACUAGGGCCGGUGGUCUCGGUAUCAACUUAACAUCAGCUGAUGUGGUCAUUAUUUACGAUUCGGAUUGGAACCCACAAAUGGACUUGCAGGCUAUGGACAGAGCCCAUCGUAUUGGACAAAUGAAACAGGUUCGAGUGUUCCGUCUAAUAACAGAGAACACGGUAGAGGAGAAGAUUGUGGAGCGAGCUGAAGUGAAGCUGCGGUUAGACAAACUGGUGAUACAAUCUGGUCGCCUCGUAGAUACAAAGAACCAACUCAACAAGGACGAAAUGCUGAACAUGAUUCGUCAUGGCGCCAACCACGUGUUCUCUUCUAAGGAUUCGGAGAUCACCGAAGAGGAUAUUGAUUCUAUUCUAGCUAAGGGUGAAUCAAAGACAGAGGAGUUGAAACAGAAAUUAGAAAGCCUAGGAGAGUCUUCACUGCGAGCGUUCUCAAUGGACACGCCGGGGGCCACCACCGACUCUGUGUAUCAGUUUGAAGGCGAGGAUUACAGAGAGAAGCAGAAGAUAAUACCGAUGGGUAGUUGGAUAGAGCCGCCCAAGAGGGAGCGCAAGGCCAACUACGCCGUGGACGCCUACUUCCGCGAGGCGCUGCGCGUGUCCGAGCCCAAGGCGCCCAAGGUACAGGCUCCAAGGCCACCAAAGCAGCCAAUCGUUCAAGAUUUCCAAUUCUUUCCACCGCGACUCUUCGAACUAUUGGACCAAGAGAUAUAUCACUAUCGUAAAACACUUGGGUAUAAAGUGCCGCGUAACCCCGAGUUGGGUCCGGACGCGGCGAAAAUACAACGGGAGGAGCAACGCAAGAUCGAUGACGCGGAAGCUCUCUCCGAGGAGGAGGUGCAGGAGAAAGAGCAGCUGCUCACACAAGGAUUUACGAAUUGGACCAAACGUGACUUCAAUCAGUUUAUUAAAGCAAAUGAAAAAUAUGGCAGAGAUGAUAUAGAAAAUAUUGCUAAAGAUGUUGAAGGCAAAACACCUGAAGAGGUAAUGGAGUACUCUGCCGUGUUUUGGGAACGAUGUCAUGAAUUGCAAGACAUAGACAGAAUAAUGGGUCAGAUAGAAAGGGGUGAGGCGAAGAUUCAGCGGAGAGCGUCUAUCAAGAAAGCGCUGGACGCUAAGAUGGCGCGCUACAGAGCUCCCUUCCACCAACUCAGAAUCUCAUACGGAACUAACAAGGGCAAGAAUUAUGUUGAAGAAGAAGACAGGUUUUUAGUGUGCAUGUUGCACAAACUGGGUUUCGAUAAAGAGAACGUGUACGAAGAGCUGCGCGCGGCCGUGCACGCCGCGCCGCAGUUCCGCUUCGACUGGUUCCUCAAGUCACGUACAGCGAUUGAACUACAACGCAGGUGUAAUACUCUUAUAACAUUAAUAGAGAGGGAAAACCAAGAAUUGGAAGAGAAAGAAAGGGCUGAAAAGAAAAAGAAAAGUGGAAAUGCCAAUCAAAAUACACCCGGAAAUGCGACUGGCAAGGGUGCCAAUGCUGGCAAGCGCAAGGCUGACAACACUCCAGACACGGCUCAAAAGAACAAGAAAAAGAAGAAA
This is a messenger RNA of Brenthis ino (lesser marbled fritillary), 3069 nucleotides long. The record is from the annotation of a GenBank genome assembly. NCBI's taxonomy places the organism in Eukaryota, Metazoa, Arthropoda, Insecta, Lepidoptera, Nymphalidae.